AUGACACGAAAGCUAUGUUUAAUUGUGGUACUAGCUGCUGCUUUUGCAUGUCGCUGCUUUGGACUCGAAUUUCAGUGCCGCGACAACGAAAAUCGGAUUGUCGAUUGGUUUAUAUUUUAUAAAAUUGGACGUAUCCAAGAAUCGAAUAACGAACUAAUCCGCAACGGUUCCGGGUUUUUUUAUAUGGAUUCCAAUUCUCGAAAAUGGGAACUUCCGGAACUGGGAAUUGAUAAUCCGAAACAAUCAGUUGGCCACACUUUGCAUCAGUAUUAUGAAGUCAAAAACAAUCCAGAGGUUGAUUUUCCCUAA
Messenger RNA from Gongylonema pulchrum, 309 nucleotides. Lineage: Eukaryota; Metazoa; Nematoda; Chromadorea; Rhabditida; Gongylonematidae. The record is from the annotation of a GenBank genome assembly.